This is a messenger RNA of Labrus mixtus (cuckoo wrasse), 3434 nucleotides long. RefSeq names its product MICAL-like protein 1. The record is from RefSeq and is a predicted model, not a curated record. The transcript is spliced from 15 exons. NCBI's taxonomy places the organism in Eukaryota, Metazoa, Chordata, Actinopteri, Labriformes, Labridae. Gene Ontology annotation, molecular function: protein binding. The coding region runs from base 415 to 3357 and encodes 980 amino acids.
AUCAUUUCACCACAACAACGAGGACCGAGCGGGUCCGAGACCAGUAACGGGAUUUGAUUUUCAAAUGUCCCCCCUUCAGUUGCAGUGCCCAGCAGGUUCCGGAUCUCGGAGGGGGAUCAGGAGUCAGUAAAGUCAUCUGAAGUUUCUUCAGGUUGUUGCUGAACAGAAGGCUGACUCUGUGUUGAGUGGAAACCGUUACUCUGAAGUUAUCUGCGUGGAGGCUGAAGCGGACUUUGUGUUUCUUUGAAUCAAGCUGCAGAGAAAAGGACUUCUUAAGUCCUGAGUCUUUGAGUCUGCAGCAGCUCGUGUGUCUGCGGGUUUGUCUGCUGCAGAACAUUUCCUGUUUCCUCUUCAGAGCUUCAACUCUUCAGCCAUGUUCACUCUGCACACACAUCCAAUCAUCUCCCACGAGCCAUGACUUCACCGAGGACUUUACGGGAGUGGUGCCGUGUCACCUGCGCCAGGUACCCGGAUGUGGAGGUCAGGGACAUGUCGAGCUCUUUCAGAGACGGACUCGUGUUCUGUGCCAUCAUCCACAGACACCGACCGGACCUGAUAGACUUCAGCUCGCUGUCCAAAGCUAACAUUUAUCACAAUAACAAACUGGCUUUUGAGAUCGCAGAAACCAGACUGGGAAUCCCGGCGUUACUGGACCCAGACGACAUGGUGACCAGUACAGAGCCUGAUGGUUUGAGCAUCAUCACCUACGUCUCCCAGUACUACCAGUACUUCACCUGGAGGGCCAGUGCCGGUCCCGUCAGCCUGAAGCCGUCACCUGUCUCCAUUGUAAACAACCUCUCAAAGACGAGAACACCUGGAGCGCUGCGACCCCCGAAGAGCUCGUCGCAGCUGAAACCCGGCCCAGAGGUCACCGGGCUGCACGCCGCGUGGAGUCCGGCGUGUAGUCUGUGUUUGAAGCCGGUCCACCUCAUCCAGAGACGCUGGGUCAACGGGAAGGUUUACCACCGCCGAUGUUUCAGGUGUAGAGUCUGUCACAGCACUCUGUUAGCGGGCUCCUUCACACGGGGGACAGACGGCGGCUUCUUGUUCUGCACUCACCAUCUGACAGACGCUCAAAGUCCCGGUGGUGACCUCAGUGCUCAGCCGGCGGCGAGCGCGCUUCAGGACGGUUAUUAUUCUCUCGGGGGGUUGUUGAUCAGCAGCGUCCCUCAUUACACUAAAACAACAGAGUCACCAGACGGACCGGUUUGUGAGACCGAGGGGGAAGAGAAAGACAACAGAGAGCUCGCUGCCGGACUGAAGAGCGCCAUAAAGAAGCCGGCGCGUCCUCAUCGUCCUCAACACGAGGCUGAACCUGCAGACGAGGACACACAAGAAGAAGAGAGAGAGGAGAGAGAGCCCUGCACGCCCUCCUCACCCCGACCACCAGACACCAGGACUCAUCCAGUCCCAGCACCCAGACGCAUGUUGGACCCUUCUGCAGCCCCUGUUCCUGCGCCCAGGAGACCCCUCGCUGCAGGAGAAAAGUCCUCCUCCUCCUCACAGGUAAGAGUCCUGACAGAUUCUGUUCUCUCUUUAAUGAAAACUCCUCUCAGUGUGCAUGCUCUGUCUCCUCUCAGCUCCUUCAGUGGGAGCCCCAAAGUGAGAUCAAACCACCCCUGGUUUCACAUCGUCCACCCCGGACCCUGGACUCAGCUGCCCCCUGCUCCGCCCCCCGUCCCGGCUCCUCGCUCCAGAUUCAGUAAAAGAUGUAGCAGACCUAGAAUAGUUCCUCCCAACCCGUUUGCAGAGGAUCUGGAUGAGGAGACUAAAAGUGACUCAGCUGCACAGUCUGCAGGGAGAGACGGUGUGUCUCUGAAUCCGUUUGCAGACGACGAGGACACAAAGAGAGAGAGUGAGGACACAAAGAGAGAGAGAGAGAGUGAGGACACAAAGAGAGAGAGAGAGAGUGAGGACACAAAGAGAGAGAGUGAGGACACAAAGAGAGAGAGAGAGAAGAGAGAGAGUGAGGACACAAAGAGAGAGAGUGAGGACACAAAGAGAGAGAGAGAGAGUGAGGACACAAAGAGAGAGAGUGAGGACACAAAGAGAGAGAGAGAGAGUGAGGACACAAAGAGAGAGAGUGAGGACACAAAGAGAGAGAGUGAGGACACAAAGAGAGAGAGUGAGGACAUGAGGACGCUGACGGUGACAGCUGUUUGUUUAGGAGACGAUGUCGAUGUGAAUAAUGAAUCACGGGACCAGGAUGUUGUGUCUCUGAAUCCGUUCUCAGAGUUUUACUCUGAGGACACAAAAGCAGAGAGUUCAAACCAAACUUCUCCUGCAGGGGGAGCUGCAGAGUCAGCGUGCGGUGGUGAUGUGAGCGACCAAUCAGGGAGCAGCAGCGACGUGCUGUGUUCAGGUAACGCUGGAGAAACAGCUGAGGCUGGGUGUGUCGUGUCUGUCCCAGCAGAGGGCGUGCUCGCCGUUAUGUUGACAGAACAAACGUCAGGUGACCUCGUCGGAGAGUCGAGCCCCGCUCGUGUUUCCGCUUUGAGAGCUUCUCUUCAAAAUGUGAACGCAGCCGCAGCCCGGCCGCGUGCAGCUUCAGAUGAAGCCCAGACUUACAUAUUACCCAGAAGCCUCUCUGUGCCAGCCAUCUCAUCUUCCUGCGGUCACAGCUCGUCUCUGUGUGGCGACCUGACGGAGACACGAGGAUGUGAUCAGGUGACAUCGUCUCAAAGUCAGCUCGUCUGCAAAAAGAAUCCAAAACAUGCGAUGAGCAAAUCAAAGACUUUUCAGUCACUCCCAUCCCGACGAGGCCCCGCCCCCGGACACGGCUUCCCACUCAUCAGGAGGAAGGUGCAGACAGAGCAGAAUGUUUCCUCUGAAGAUCUGCGGCUGGAGAUGACGGAGGUGGAUAAACAUCUGGAGGCUCUGGAGCGACGAGGAGUGGAGCUGGAGAGGAGUCUGAGAGACUGCAGGAGAGACAAAGACGAGGAGCAGAUGCUGACUCAGUGGUUCUCUGUGGUCCAGGAGACGAACGCUCUGGUGCGCAGAGACACCGAGCUGGUGUAUCUAACAAAGCAGCAGAAGUUAGAGGAGAGACAGGCCGAUGUGGAGUACGGCCUCAGGUGUCUCCUGAACAAACCAGAGGGCGAGUGGAGCGACAGAGACCGAGGGGAGGAGCAGCAGCUGAUGGACGAGCUGGUCGCCAUUAUCGAACAGAGGAACCAGAUCGUCAGCAGCCUGGAUCAGGACCGGCUCAGCGAACGAGAGGAAGAUUUAUAUCUGAGAGCCGUGAUGAAGGACAAAGAGCUUCAGAAAGAAGAACUCAAAGAUCUGAAGAAGUCAAAAUCAAAGUUCAGUCCGAGCAAAGUGUUCAAGAUGCUGAACCAUAAAACAAACGACACGUGAGACAGUGAGGACACAAAGAGCCGAGGAGCUGAACGACCCGUGGAGACGUUUUAAUCUUAUUUUAUAAAGAAGUUUGU